UUACUAUCAUAGGUUGUCAAUUUAAAUGAAGUGUAAACAUUUUUUACAUUACGUUACCAAAAACUUUAAGACACCAAAACCUUCCCCUAACAAAUAUCUUGAGGUGAAGCACUCUCCAGUCUCCAGAAAGAAAGAAAAAUGGAGAGAGAUGGUGAAGGAGGAGCGAGCACGCAGAUGCAGAGGGUUAACAGCGGUGGUUCAAUCUCACCUACUAGAGCCCGAACCGGACCCGACUCCUUCCUAGUGGCUUGUAGAUUGUUCAGCUUUGUUACUGCGUUAGCCGCUAUUCUCUGCAUUGCUGUUAAUGUUUACUCUGCUGUCCGAUCCUUUAAGAACGGAUAUGACGUAUUUGAUGGAAUUUUCCGCUGUUAUGCGGUGGUGAUUGCGAUUAUUGUAGUCGUGGCGGAGUCGGAAUGGAGUUUCUUCAUCAAAUUCUGGAAGGUGUUGGAGUUUUCAGCUGGAAGGGGCAUGCUACAGAUAUUUGUUGCGGUGAUGACCAGAGCUUAUCCUGAAGAAUAUGGGCAAAGGAAUGACCUCAUUCUUCUCCGGAACAUAGCUAGCUACUUUCUUCUUACCUGUGGUGCAAUUUACAUUAUAUCAGGAAUGCUGUGCUUUGGAUUUAUCAAACGUGCUCGCCAGGCGAAAGAAGUCUCCAGGGAGCAAGCAAUUAAGGAUCUGCAGGAUUUGGAGCGUCGUAGAGAAGAGCUUGAAGCUCUGUUGAUACAAGAGAGGGUUUGAGAAACAUAGAGCUGAGAUUAUGGCAACAGCAAAGCCUCUGUUCGAAGUUGAGGAGAAAGCUCGGAAACGAGAGCUCAAAUCAGCAAAUUUGAUGUUCGUGUGUAUUACGUGCUUCGCUACCUAUUUCAGAUUGAAAAUUUUCUACAAUCUAUGUAUUGCAGAUCUGUACAGUUAUUUCUAUGUAUUGCAGAUCUGUACAGUUAUACACACCACUUGCAAAGCAGCAGCAGUUAUUAUCGUGAGCCAGAUGGUUGUCUAUCCCUUGUUAGUUCUAGAGAAUUAACUCUAAGAAGAAGCUCUUGCUCGUAUUGUUUUAGUGCUAGGGCAGGGCGAAAUAUUUCAUUGAUUAUUCAGUAGCCUGUACAAGACUCUUGUUUUUUUCUUUUUCUUUUAUGGUGCUUGACUCGCUA
Molecule: messenger RNA, 1148 nt
Organism: Nicotiana attenuata
Lineage: Eukaryota; Viridiplantae; Streptophyta; Magnoliopsida; Solanales; Solanaceae
Exons: 6
Coding region: 139-738 (199 amino acids)
Source: RefSeq, a predicted model, not a curated record